Messenger RNA from Helobdella robusta, 1095 nucleotides. RefSeq lists its product as hypothetical. Gene Ontology annotation, cellular component: cytoplasm. NCBI's taxonomy places the organism in Eukaryota, Metazoa, Annelida, Clitellata, Rhynchobdellida, Glossiphoniidae. The transcript has 6 exons. The record is from RefSeq and is a predicted model, not a curated record. Gene Ontology annotation, biological process: intracellular signal transduction; G protein-coupled receptor signaling pathway. Gene Ontology annotation, molecular function: guanyl-nucleotide exchange factor activity; G protein-coupled receptor binding. The annotation marks the transcript as partial.
GAACUUUUCCACACUGAGCGAGUUCACUUACGUCACCUGAAGGUCAUGAAGAUGUUGUACGAACGUCCAAUGAGGAAUGACCCAAAUAUCCUCCCAGCCCUGGUUGGCCUCAUUUUUCCAAACCUGGAUGAACUUAUCGGGGUUCAUGAAAAUAUAAAUAGGGAAUUUCAGAAAUGUAGAGAACAGCAGAAGUUGGUUACGAAGGUUGGUGACGUCAUCCUGUCCCAAUUUUCGGGGGUCAGGGGCGACCAUUUGAAGAAGGCCUGCUCCAUUUUCUGCAGGGACCAGGCCCACGCCCUACUCGUCCUUAAGAAGAAACAGAAGAAGGAGAAAUUGAUGCAGAUCUUUCAAGAGGCUUCUCUCAGUCCCUACAGCGGUCGGCUUGGCUUGAAAGAGUUUCUGCCAAAAGAGAUGCAACGAAUCACCAAGUACCCUCUUCUCAUUGACAACCUCAUCAACAAUUCAUCUCCACUGUCUGAUGACCAUUCGAAACUUAUCGAGGCCAAUAGAUUGACUAAGAGUAUUUUGAGAUAUGUUGAUGGCCAGAUGCGAGAGUGUGAGAACAAGCGUCACUUGGAUGAAUUGCAGUCGAGGUUAGAUACACGUCUCAUCGAAAAUUCAACCGAUCCAAACAUGGAACCUUACAAAAAACUCGACCUGACCAAGAAGAAACUAAUCUUGGAUGGCGAACUGGUCGUCAAAGCGGGAGGGCAGAAGAGUCACGACAUGCACUGCAUCCUGUGCGAGGACGUCUUGCUAUUACUCAUCAAGCAGGAAGACAGACUGGUCUUCAAAUGUCAGACGACGACCAUCGAAGACCGCAAGUUCACCUACUACCCUGUCCUCAAACUGUCUGGCCUUCUGACCAAGAAUGCCGGGAAAGAUAAGUACGCCUUCUACAUCAUAGACAGUAACUCGCCACAAUUCUACCACAUGGUUGCAAAGACCAAAGAACUUAGAAACAAGUCUGUACUUCGCAGUGUUUAUUUGAGUAAUUUUUUAACAAUUUCGGAUCAUUACUCGUAUUUUUUAUUACUAUACUAUAAUUAUUUAAAGCUAUUUGAUUGUUUUGAUUUAGUUGGUUGGUUUAACUAA